Molecule: messenger RNA, 1506 nt
Organism: Rodentolepis nana
Lineage: Eukaryota; Metazoa; Platyhelminthes; Cestoda; Cyclophyllidea; Hymenolepididae
Source: the annotation of a GenBank genome assembly
AUGGACAAAAGUGGCAACGAUUUUGCUGUUGUUAUACAGGAGUUUCUUGAUCUCAAAUCGAGGCAGGAAAGUUCGUCAAAGCCGUGUCUAGAUGAAUGCCUUAUUGCAUUCGAAGUUUCUCUUGUUCAAAGUUGGGUCGAUUUACCUCGGAUUCUUGCGCUCAUAAGGAAUGAAAAUAGUCAACAGACAGUACUUUUCAUCUUCGUUGGUUCUCGUAUUGGCGACACUGUUGUAAGCUACUUGACUCCUGAAAAAAUGCUAGCAGUUGAUGAAAUGCUAAGUUAUGAAACAGAUUCGAAAAACCCGACCAUUCUUCGUAUCGUUGGUCAUGAUAUCACCUCUUCGAAAUCCGAUUUCGAUUUACCCGGUGCAACCCUUCCGCAUUCUAUUAAUCAAACUCCAUCUAAUCUUCAAAAGCGGCGUACAAUGUUUGCUGGGAAUGGUCCAAUCGGUUCAAAUACCGGAAAGGGUAGAUAUUGUAACCUCGUUUUGGGAUUUGACGAUGCCACCUCAGCCAAUCAAUUUCGUGCACAAUUGGCCCUUAUUCUCUCUCAACAUUCCAAUGACACUUCUCCCUCUAUUGCAAAGAUGAAAGAAAAUCGUCAAUGGUUGAACAAGUACAGAGCUGACAUUGAACCAAAACGCGUCGCUCGUCUUUCUAAUUUCACCACCAAUGCAACUACUGGGGCAUCAACAUCUUCCCGUCGAGAUUCCCAUCAUCAUCUCCACACUGCUCAAAGUUCUGUGGACUUUAACGGGACGGGCAAACAACGUGCCUCCGUUUCAAGCCCCAUCUCUUCUCAUUCAUCAUCCCUCUCCUCGUCUUCAAUAUCAUCUAUCUCAACACCUUCCACAUCAAAUAUCCCCAGUGAAAUAGAGAGUGAAGUAACUGACAAAGCGGUGGUCCACGAUUUAGCGGAGACGAGGUUUCAUCGAUCUUUGUCGGUGCCGGGAUUUAUUGAAGCCGAGGAGGGUUUGGUUGGGGAGAAGGAGGUGAGGUCAAAUGCUGUUGAGUUUGAACAGGGCGAGGAUAUAGUUCAACACGAUGACUGGGUGACGGGAGAUUUAGGGACUGCUGAGUCUCUCAUUCCAAAAGAGUGUUUACGAUCAUAUGAUGUAGACGAUAUUAAUCUAACGGAAGAACUUGACUCUUUUGUUUAUAUCGCUUCCAAACCAAAUCUUGAAUCGACAGCAAUCUCCUUCAUGCCAGAUGCCCUCUUCCGCUCACGAAUGAAUGGAGAUCCAGUUGUAAAGAGUAUGCUGGAAGAGGAUGAAACUGCGUACUGCUCCUGGAAGACGCUAAAUCUCUUUAUCGGCUCCUGGAAUGUCAAUGGACGUCAAGAUCCACUUCUCAACCUCGACGACUGGAUCAGACCACCGAAAGGAGAAGCACCGGCGGAUAUUUACAUAUUUGGGCAAACAGGUGCCCAUAGGGAGAAAGGAGAAGGGUAUCGAGGCAACGCCGAGAGUGGAGUCGAGGUUUUCAAUGAGGCGUCUUUCAGUUGA